AUGGCUCAUUGGCAUGGGCUAGCUAAGCUCAGAAUGCAUUCUGAUCUCACCCUCGAGAUCAUGGACCACGUGACGUCAGCGCUCGGCCAACAGUUUUGCCAAUUCAAGGCCACAGUUUGUGAUGCUUACGAGACCCACGAGCUCGGCCAGGAAGUCAGGUCUCGUGCCCGACGCCGUGCGAAGAAGGAGGCGAACCAGGAAGGGCAUAAAGGCACAAGACCUACUUGUGUCGUAGGGCAACCGGAGGUGGAUGACUCGAAGGUGUCAGCCAAGAAUGUGAAACGCACCAAGGCAUUCAAAUUUCAAACAUACAAAUUUCACGCGUUGGGAGACUAUGUGUCUACUAUUCGCCGGUAUGGAACAUCUGAUUCCUAUAGCACUGAACCGGGCAAACUCAAACACCGUUCUCCCAAGGCAAGAUACCGUCGUACUGAUCGCAAAUCUUUUGUUAAACAGCUGACUCGGAUUGAGCGCCGUCAGAAUCACAUUCGUCGUAUUGGUGACACUGUUGUUCAUCGCCCCUAUGUCGAAAUUUCCGAGGUAGCAAGAAGUCCUCAAGCUCAUCAUCAUAUUGGCCUCACACAAAAGUACCCUGUACAUAUAGGAUCAUACUUAAUUAGCCACCCCGGUGAUCCAGCCAUAGAAAACUUUGUUCCGAAACUGAAGGAACACCUCUUACGUCGAAUAAAUACCUCCAAAGGCCCUCCAGGAGUCGAAGACGAACAUGAUAUAAAUACAAUUAUCCUGAAGGACGAUUGCAUGUAUCAACAUAAUAUCGCUAGAUUCAACUACACAACCUAUGAUGUCCGAAGAGCCCAGGACAUUAUCAACCCAAGGACUUCACAUUGUAACAUUAUGGUGCUCCACUCCGACGAUGAUAUGGGGUGCCAGGGUCACAGGUACAUCUACGGCAAGGUACUAGGCAUAUAUCACGUCGAUGUCAUAUUCAUCGGACAUGGUAUGAUCGACUACACUCCAAUCCGAAUGGAGUUCCUGUGGAUUCACUGGUACGAGCCCAUGAAUGAAGUGUCUGCCUGGGAGACUUCAACCUUAGAUCGAGUCAACUUCCCGCCCCUGACGAAUGAACACUCAUUUGACUUUCUUGAUCCCGCAGAUGUUCUUCGGGGCUGUCACAUCAUUCCUCGUUUCGCCAGAGGCAAGAGACGUGUUGAUGGAUCGGGUGUGUCGGCAUGUGCGGGGGAUAAAGAUGACUGGCGCAAAUACUAUGUUAAUCGGUUUGUUGACCGUGAUAUGCUUAUAUGUUUUCACUUCGGGCUUGGCAUUGGACAUGUGUAUUCUCACCAUCGCGCCACGCAAGUUGAACUUCAACGAGAAGACAUUGCCUUACAUGCAUCAUUUAAUGAUGAUAUGGAAGACCCCGCAGACGACGUGGAAAUAGAUUAUGGUAGUAAUGAAAGCGAUGGUACCGACAGCGGAUUAAACAUUGAGCAGCCGUUCAGUUCCAAUAAAUCACUACUAAACCAAUUUGAUGAGAUGUAUGAUGGCGAGGUAGAAUUAGAUUACGAAAACUAG
Suillus discolor is the source of this 1533-nucleotide messenger RNA. RefSeq lists its product as uncharacterized. NCBI's taxonomy places the organism in Eukaryota, Fungi, Basidiomycota, Agaricomycetes, Boletales, Suillaceae. The coding region runs from base 1 to 1533 and encodes 510 amino acids. The transcript has 4 exons. The record is from RefSeq and is a predicted model, not a curated record.